ACGUUGUGACACUACGCAGGCUACAGCCAUGCUAUAAGCACGACGUGUUGAGCUAAACUGAACAAAAGAAGACACGUAGCUAGGCUAAUCUGUCGCACCGGUAAUUUCCACACAUGUCAAGAAGGCUGAAAUUCGGGCUCCUAGUUUUGCUGGGCAGCCUCUGGAUGUGGCCAAAUAACGUUGUCGCCGGGAACUCAGAAAACGUUCAAUUAAUUUGCCGAGAGAGCCUGGACGCAGCGGUCGGAGACAACGUCACUUUGGACUUCCACCUCGAGCCUGGAUCCGAUGCGACACAGUGGACAGCCUUUGUUUUUAAAUGCGAACAAAGUUCCGACAAUGUCCUGGUUUACAGAAGUGGAGGUUUUUCUGAUGAAGAUCAGGCAAACCGAUUCCGUGGCAGAGUAUCUCCUGACAGCAGCUGGGAACUAAGAGAAGGGCAACUAGCGUGGAAAAUCUCCCCAUUUGGAGAAAGUGACGCGGGAACAUACAAAUGCAUUGUUCGAACUAGAACUAGAACUCACCAACUCCCCUGUUCUACUGGACUGAAGAUCAAACAGUUCCAUCCACAUGAAGAAAGCAACACCACUGUAGUCAAUCCAUCAGAUGGUUACCAGCGACAUAAUACCAGCUCUUUGAUACCCAAAAAGCCAACAGAUGGUAACAACACUGGCUCUACCAACACUUUGUUUGCCGGGGCCAUCGCCGCCAUAGUCACAGCUGUUAUCAUCAGCAUCAUCAUCGCCAUCAUCUUCAUCGCUGGGGUGAUCUCUGGAGGUUUUGAUGGAAGGUGUCCCUUCCUCUUAUCUUUUUCACGCCUUCCCUGUCGUCGACGUUUUGAAGGUGUUAGGCAGAACGACCCAGAUGCUCCGGUGGCUCACAACGGGCCAGUGCAGGCGGUCGAGGGAAGAGCUGGAGUCCAAGAAAACGCGCGAUGGGUUACGAUUCCACUGGAAGAGAUCGGGGACCCAAAUCCUCCAGGAGAUGUCAACGUGUGAAGCAGGGACAUCUGUAGUCUUUAUGUCCAGUCUUCGGCCAGUCUCCGAUUCCACUGUCGCAGACUAAUGUCCAAUAUAAUAAUGAAAUCCUGAGAGUCUUGCUAGAGUCGGAGCGCUCCCGUCGUCUCCAUCGUUUGGUGUAAGGUCAUAAAACUCACUCCCAGUCAGUCUUUUUCCCGUCUGGACACUCAGACAAAAUCAAAAGUUUUUAAUUUAAAGUAAUUUUUAAGUCUUAGUAGUGAAGUUAAAUCAUGUGAACAUUGUCAACAACCAAUGGGUGCUCUCCCUCCAGCACCAAACAGGAAGCAACAAACCGGCUAGGGCCAGUGGUGUUUAUGGUUGCUAUGCUAAAUGCUAAAGAGGGAAAGUUGCUGAUUUUCAGCCCCUUCUGAAGCAGUCAUCCAACAGGAGUUUUACCGGCAGAUUAACACAGACCUCCGGGUACUGGAGACAUUCAUCUGCAUGUACAACAGAACAGAAAAUCAGCAGACUUUCCCCUAAAUUUACGAGCUAGCGGUAGCUAGCUAGCUUGGUUAAAUUUUUCAAAACAAAUCUAGUUGUAGUCUUGCAAUGUGGGACCCUGCA
Sander lucioperca (pikeperch) is the source of this 1580-nucleotide messenger RNA. RefSeq lists its product as uncharacterized. Gene Ontology annotation, biological process: cellular response to lipopolysaccharide; cell surface receptor signaling pathway; immune response. The coding region runs from base 114 to 995 and encodes 293 amino acids. NCBI's taxonomy places the organism in Eukaryota, Metazoa, Chordata, Actinopteri, Perciformes, Percidae. Gene Ontology annotation, cellular component: external side of plasma membrane. The transcript is spliced from 6 exons. The record is from RefSeq and is a predicted model, not a curated record.